This is a messenger RNA of Fusarium falciforme, 1047 nucleotides long. RefSeq names its product Kievitone hydratase. The transcript has 2 exons. The record is from RefSeq and is a predicted model, not a curated record. The coding region runs from base 1 to 1047 and encodes 348 amino acids. NCBI's taxonomy places the organism in Eukaryota, Fungi, Ascomycota, Sordariomycetes, Hypocreales, Nectriaceae.
AUGCGAGCCUCCUUUGUUCUUGCUACCGGCCUCGCCGCGGCAGCAGUUGGCCAAGCCAAGAGCGUGCCAAAGAAGUUCGCGUUCAAGCCCGAGAAUACCAAGGCAAUCUGGACUAAUGCCAUCCCGAUAGUUUACGGACUGAGCGAAUCUCAGCCGAACUCUGUUGGCGGAUCCUGGUGGUCAAGCUCGUAUAUCACCACCACCAACAACGAGCAAUACGUUGUCCUCGCCCACUAUCUCGACAAUCCGGUGUACACCUACUUCCGGGCAUCGACUUUGAACCUGGGAACCAACGAAUACCACCAAUACGUCACGGUGGGCAGCAGCACUCCAAAUAUCACCACCCUCGACGUCAGCGUGGGCAACAACGGGAUCAAGAGCGAGAGCGAAGACAACCUGUCCAAGCUGCGCUCCUACAGCAACCACCCCAAUGUUACCUUUGACAUCAACUAUGAUGCCACCACCGGUGCCGUCGCCAAUGCAGGCGCUGGAACCUUCCAGUUCGGCGAGGGUCUCACAUGGGAAUUCGGCCUCCCAAACUGCAAGACCGAAGGUUUCCUUACUGCCCACGGCGAGAAGCUCACCAUUGAUCCUUCCAAGUCGCAUACCUGGUAUGACCGUCAAUGGGGAAACACCGCAGCCAGCCCGUCCAACUGGACCUGGUUCCAGCUUCAUAUCCCCUCGACGGAUUACAAGAUCAGUGCAUGGAUCUUCUCUGAUCCCUUCAGAAACACGGAGACGCGGUUUGCAACCAUCCGAGGCGCGAAUGACGAGAUCCAAGUGCUGCCUCUCGAGGUCACCCCCAUUUACAAGAGGACAUACGAAUCUGCUACUGGCCACGUCACGUAUCCUCUGGACUGGAAGCUCAAGAUCAGCGGUUUCGGUGACUUUAAGCUGAGCAGCUACACCGAGGAUCAGGAAUUGGUGGGCGAAGACGCUCUUCAGACCGCAUAUGAGGGAUUCAUCACUUUCAGUGGCAAUGUUCAUUCCAAGCCAGUGCAAGGUUAUGGGCUUGUUGAGAUUGUCUACAGUACCUGGGAUGUUUAA